Messenger RNA from Encephalitozoon cuniculi GB-M1, 1119 nucleotides. Its product is annotated as GTP-binding protein. The record is from RefSeq and is marked provisional. Lineage: Eukaryota; Fungi; Microsporidia; Unikaryonidae. The coding region runs from base 1 to 1119 and encodes 372 amino acids. Gene Ontology annotation, molecular function: GTP binding; GTPase activity. The transcript has a single exon.
AUGAAAGUGGAAUGGGGGAAGCUGAUAAUUGAAAAGAGAUUUGGAGGCAAGAAGAAGGUCAGCCCUCGGAUACAAAGAUGCUCUGCCACCGAAUACAGUGGGAUGGAGAAGCUGUCUGAAGAACUGUCGAUAAGAAACAAGAAAAUAUCUGGAGGAAGGCCUGCCGGCGUCAUGGAGGAGCCGGAAGAUCAGAGUGAGGUGGACAUUGCAGUAGAACGGCUUAUGCCGGCACUCGACUUCUCGAGAACAAUCCCUCCGCGCACCCCGCAUGAGGAAGUGGGAAAGGAAAUAUUCAAGGAAGUUGAAAAGAAGGUCUUUGACCUGUGGAAAGGACGGCAAAAACACAGUGUGUUUGAAAGAAAUAUAGAAAUAUGGAGACAACUGUGGAUUACCUGUGAGAGAAGCGAUGUCAUCAUACAGAUAGUUGAUGCAAGGAAUCCAAGGUUCUUUCUCAACGAUGAUGUUCGCAAGCUUUAUCCAGGAAAGGAGCAUGUUCUUCUGGUCAACAAAGCGGACCUGUCCCCGAGUAGGACGGUGAUAGAAGGAUAUAGAUGCUUUUAUUACUCAGCUCUGGAUGACAACAGAUUGUUGGAGUUCAUCCUGGAAUAUAGGGGGAAAACAGUUGGAUUCGUGGGAUAUCCCAAUGUCGGAAAAAGCAGUACGAUAAACUCGAUAAUGAACAGCAAGCGGGUAAAGGUAAGCCAAACACCGGGAAAGACCAAGCACAUCCAGACAAUACAGGUGGAAAGCGGACCAUGCCUACUAGAUUGUCCUGGACUGGUCUUUCCGGGACACGAUAAAAUCAGCCUGAUACUCCACGGAAUACUGAAUGUCGACCAACUGCUCGACCUGAACAGCAGUCUGGAUUACAUUGUGGAAUUCAUCGGGAUCAAUAAGCUUUGUAGAUUCUACUCGCUGAGAGGAUUCUAUAACGACUCAAGACAGUCCAAAGGCGCCAACUAUAUAAAUCUGAUGUCUACGACAAAGGGAUGGACGGCAAGCAGAUGCCUCAAGACAAUCGUCAAGGACUUUGCUUCCGGAAAGAUCCAUUAUGACAAAGCUGACGGGGAUGACCCAGAGGCCAUGUUCGAUUGGUAUGAGAAGGAGGUCAUCAUGUAG